UCGAGUGUGGUUCCGGUAGGGUCGAUCACCGGCGCGUAGUGGAUGCGUGCCUUUACGUUGUUACGGAGUUCAUUUGUGUGGAAGCGCGCGCAAAAGUUUCGUUCCUUUUUCAAAUUUUUAACACAGACUAUUAAAAAAGUUUUUACACUAUUCUUUUUUAAAUUGUAUUAAAACUAAAGAGGUUUUAUAUUGUAAUAUAUUUUUUUUAAAGUUCGGAUUUUUAUUGCGUGAAGUGCGUGAACUGAAAAAUAAUAAAGUGUGAACUGAGGAUGAUAAUGAAAGUGAAAUUAACGUUGGUACGCCAAUAUUUGGCUGUAAUUAAGUAAAACAGAGGUUCUUUUAAAAGUGAUUUUUGAAGUUUGUGUAGGAUAUUAAUUACUAUGAAAAUGAGGAACGUGAAUUAUUUUUGUUUUUGGAGAUUUUUAUUCCUGUUCGUGCCAACAGUUGAUGCCGUACAGCGUUUUGUGGAACUACCCACAUACACCGAGGUGAACCCAGGAGAGGACGCGUUGCUCAAAUGCCGGAUAUCUGACAAGAAAGGGGUUUGUUCGUGGCAGAAGGAUAAUAAGCCAGUUGGCAUCUACCGAGGCAAAUACGAGUGGGCAAAUGAAGACAGUCCCGUGGGUGGAGACUGCUCGCUAUGGGUGCGGGCGGCGACGCUGCAGCUUGACGAUGGACAGUGGCAGUGCCAGGUCACAGCCAGCAACUAUGAUGUUCAGGAUGCUCUGUCCAGCCCACCAGCCGCAUUAGCAGUUCGAGUGCCCCCGCAAACUCCUCGGAUCCUCUACAACGGGUCACACAUCAUGCCAGGCCAGAACAUCACCGUGCCAGCGGGAGGUCGAGCCACUGUGGUCUGCGAAGCUAGAUACGGCAACCCACCCGCUUAUAUUGAAUGGUAUUUAGAAAAGGAACGUCUAACAGCCUGGAGUCAGACCAAUUCAUCAGAGGUGGAACGACCAAGAGUGUGGGCAGCUCGAUCCGUGCUGGAACUGGGAGCGACCAGGUCCGCCCACGGAAGGCAGCUGUCCUGCAGAGCUCACCAUCCGUCUUACCCCUCCCCGUAUUACAGGGACUCUUAUACUAUGCUUGAUGUUACAUUUACUCCAGAAGUAUCCAUCAUCGGUGCUGACGCCAGUUCGCUGGCAAGCCUGGAAGAAGGUUCCAGCGCGCUGACCCUCGAAUGCAGAGCGGACGGCAACCCUAGCCCUUACGUCUGGUGGACCAAGGACGGCCUAGUCAUUGCCACUAAUGGUGCUAAACUUAUAAGGGCUCCUAUAUCGAGGAAUGACUCAGGGAUAUAUGGAUGCCAAGCAAGAAAUUCAUUAGGGACGUCGGAUUCAGUGAAAAUAGAAGUUGAUGUCAAAUACCCUCCAAGAGUCACAUGGGUAGGACCAGACACAGUGGUUGAAGCGAAUCUAUUUUCCGAAGUCACGUUGGAAUGCAAGGCUGAUGGAAACCCGUCUCCCUCUUACCAAUGGUACCACAAUCCCAACCUAUCAGCAUUGAGUGGGCACCUAGAAGACGGAUACCCCAUAUCAUCCACCCCUCAGUUGCUGUUGCACAACGUGUCAUACACCCAGCAUGGACGGUACACUUGUAUUGCGACCAAUCACAUUGGACUUGAGGAAAGGAGUCAUCAGUCAGAAGCAAUUACUCUCAACGUGCUAGGCCCACCAGUGGGAGAGCCCAUGACCACAGCCCACGCGUGGAGUGGCACGGAGGGCAGAGUACAGACCUCCGUCUGCGCUGAUCCUCCGCCGAGAAGAGCCGCUUGGCUGUGGGGCAGCCUGAGGCUCGACGUACCUUCGCAUAUUGGUCGAUACAAGACGUUGGAGCCUACGAACAUCAACGGGUGCUAUCGUUACAUACUGCUAAUCAGCAGUACGAGCUUGUCAGACGCGCGCGUAUACGUGCUGCAUGUUGAAAACGAGCGAGGCUUUUCGUCACACUCUGUGGCCCUUACUGUUCAUGAGAAUUUUUCGCUAACAGAGACAGCGCACGUUGCACCGCUCAUCGCUGCAGCGCUGCUCAUUGCGGCGCUGCUGGUCAUCGUGCUGUGCCUCAUCGUGCGCUGCAAGCGACGGAGAGAAACCGCCGAAUACAAGACUGAUGAUUUAGAUAGCGAGAAGACGGUGCUGCCAGCGGACGCGGUGUACUCGCCGCAGCAGCCGCGCGCGGGCGCGCGCGUGGGCGCGGUGGCGGAGCGCGCGGCGGCGGGCGCGCGCUACUCGCCCGGCGCGCUGCAGGUGCGGCGCGCGGCCGUCGUGCUGCAGCCCCCCACCACCGUGUGAACUGCACAGGCAGCGUUGUCGGCGUUGGAACAGGAAGCCAAAGAAAACGUGUAUGCGGUCCUUGACCCGCAUAUACAAUACGAGUUAACUAUAAAUAAGCACGGGGAACCGCCUAAGUACUUAUCGCUAUCUAAGCCUCUAAC
Maniola jurtina (meadow brown) is the source of this 2434-nucleotide messenger RNA. Its product is annotated as hemicentin-2. Gene Ontology annotation, molecular function: cell adhesion molecule binding. NCBI's taxonomy places the organism in Eukaryota, Metazoa, Arthropoda, Insecta, Lepidoptera, Nymphalidae. The transcript has 15 exons. Gene Ontology annotation, cellular component: cell-cell junction. The coding region runs from base 381 to 2291 and encodes 636 amino acids. The record is from RefSeq and is a predicted model, not a curated record. Gene Ontology annotation, biological process: cell-cell adhesion.